Molecule: messenger RNA, 2900 nt
Organism: Schizophyllum commune H4-8
Lineage: Eukaryota; Fungi; Basidiomycota; Agaricomycetes; Agaricales; Schizophyllaceae
Product: Pkinase-domain-containing protein
Exons: 3
Coding region: 126-2900 (924 amino acids)
Biological process (GO): microtubule cytoskeleton organization; protein phosphorylation; intracellular signal transduction
Cellular component (GO): cytoplasm
Molecular function (GO): protein serine/threonine kinase activity; tau-protein kinase activity; ATP binding
Source: RefSeq, a predicted model, not a curated record
CAACGCCCAUCCUAGCGCUCCGUUGGUUGCCCGCCGGUCGAGCAGCUUCAAGACAACGACCGCCGCCGACCUCCGCGACUCGCCAAGGACAACAGCAUCUAUACGCCCUGCACACUAUAUCUACCAUGUCCUCCGUCUCGUGCAGCCCACCGCGCCCCGCGCCCAUCAAGUACAAGGCCCCUCUCGGUACUCGCUGGGAGAAGGAGAAGGCAGCUGCUGGCGGCGCCAAGGCGUUUGACCAUCCCGACGACCCCAAGCAGAUCGGUCCAUGGAUCCUCGGCGAGUGCGUCGGCAAAGGCGCCUCUGGUCGCGUCAAGAUCGCCAAGCACCAAACCACUGGGCAGCUCGCCGCCGUCAAGAUUCUCCCUCUUGCUCCUCUCGUCAGCUCUCGCCGCCACAACUCUGUCGAUCCCGCGAAGGCCGAGAAGAUGCGCCUGGGUAUCGACCGCGAAAUCACCAUGAUGAAGCUCAUGAAUCACCCCAACAUCAUGCGCAUAUAUGAUGUCCACGAGGGCGAAACUCAGCUCUACUUGGUCCUGGAGUACGUUGAAGGCGGCGAACUGUUCGACUUCCUCGUCAAUCGCGGCAAACUCUCGUCUCCGGAGGCGCUCGUUUUCUUCAAACAAAUUAUCUACGGCCUCAAUUACGCUCACACUUUCUCUAUCAUCCAUCGCGACCUCAAGCCGGAGAACAUCCUCAUUGCCUCGCUGUCUCCCCCUUCCGUCAAGAUCGCCGAUUGGGGCAUGGCCGCCUUCGCUCCUCCAACGCUCCAACUCGACACUAGCUGCGGCUCUCCUCACUACGCUAGCCCUGAAAUUGUCAACGGCGAGUCCUACACCGGCAACUCGACCGACAUCUGGAGUUGCGGCGUCAUCCUUUUCGCUCUGCUGACUGGCCGCCUUCCGUUCGAUGACAAGGACGUCCGCACUCUGCUCGCUAAAGUCCGCUCUGGCCGAUACGAUAUGCCCGCCUUCAUCGACCCUCUUGCCAAGGACCUUCUCUCGCGCAUGCUCGUCAUCGACGUGAACAAGCGUAUCACGAUGAAAGAGAUUCUGGCGCACCCCUGGCUGCAGACUCCGGCUUCUCUUAUCGGCUCCAAGCUCCCCAUCGUGCCGCCGUCUCUGAUCAACCCACCGCUACCGCCGCCGCCUGAGCUUCUGGCCCGUCCGAUUGCCUCUCCGGAUCGUAUCGACCCCGAGAUCUUCCGCUCGCUUCGCAUUAUCUGGGGGCGGCAUGCAGACCCUAAGGGCGAACUCAUCAAGCGUGAUCUCUGCUCACCGCCUGGCUACGGACUACAUGCUAAGGCGUUCUACUAUCUUCUGAUGAAGCACCAAGAACGGCUUGCCCCUCGCGAACCAGCUGUCUACGGUGGCGGUAGCUCGUUGGUCAGCUUCCCUUCGUGCGAUGGCUCCGUUCUUGGAGCGAUGCGUCAAGACCUCGAUCGUAUGCUUGGUGGUGGUCGACCUGCAUCGUCAAAGCCUGGACCAUCUCGCCUCCUGGACAUUGACAUCUCGGACGCUGCCUCAGUUCGCUCCGCCUCUACGACGCCUUCUCAGACUGCGUACACGCCUCCGGUUAUGUCUCGCACUGGAACUUCGCACAGCUCGCGCGACCGUCCUGCCUCUCCCGCUGGUCCUCGUCCUCAGUCUACUGCUGGUCGUGCUCGCACUGAUGUUCUCCGCAACCAUCAAGUUCAAGACUGGCAGACUGCUCCUCAGCAACCCCGCGCGUCCUUUGCCAUGCACUCGCGCCCGCCGUCCGCGGCUUCCCACCGUUCUGGAUCGUCCGAUACCGAACGCUCUAUUCGCCCGCUUCCUCCUCGUCGCGGCUACUCGCACAGUGGAGCUGCUGGACCGUCGACGGACAGGUCGUCCGCGCAGCGUGCCGACGUCGUGAUGUUCUCGGAGCGACGCCGCUCAGCGGAGGCUCCUCGCGCUUCGCAGUACACUCCGAUGGAUAUAUGCGCGCCGAAGCCGGUGCGCUCGGUGAAUGCGAGGACUCCGGUGUAUGGGAGCGAUGCGGAGAUGGCGCAUAUCGAGGACAUCGCGUCGAACCGGACGAACCGCAUGUCGGUGCGGCAGACUGCGACGCCCGACGCGCGGACGACUGCUACGCCCGACAUCAGUGAGAAGGUCACUACGUUCGACGUCGAGAAGACCUCCACAGAUGUGGCCGACUGGAGCUAUGUCAACGUCGAUACGCCGGUCCGCGCCUUUGGCAAGGAAUUGGGCAACGUCGCGCGCCCACAAGUUGACGAGUUGGCGAAGGAUAUGCCGCAGAAACCGAAGUACGAAGUCGCAACUCCGCCUCGCAACCGUGCGCUCUCUGUCCUUGGGUCCCCCAUAACUCUGGGCUCGCCUAACGCGUCGAUGAAAUCUCCCGUCGUCGGCGAAUUCAAGGGCUGGUUCUCCAACCUGUUCCACUGGAAGAACCACACGACCGCCGACGUGAUCUACUCCGCCAACGACGCCGUCCGCACCCGCCGCGAGGCCAUCGGCAUCCUGCAGUCCAUGGGCGUGCUCAUCGAGGGCGCCGCCGCGGACGCGGGCGGCUGCAUGGUUCGCUGCCGCGUCGAGGGCACGGAGGAGGUGAAGCCCGCGCGCUUCCGCCUCGAGUUCGCGCCCGCGGGCGCGGCGCUGCCGCAGGAGCAUCUCGUUGGUGGUAGGGGCGUGUAUGGGAGCCCGAUGCUGGACGCGCGGCAUAUGUUUCCGCUGGGGUGCAUGUCGGUGGUGACCGUGUUUAGGGAGAAGGGGUCGGGGUCGACGGUGGCUGCGGCGUGGAAGCGCCUGAAGGACGAGUAUGAGGGGCGAAUGGACGGUGGGGAGGAUCGAAUGGUGGUUGAAGCGUCGGGGAUCCAGGAGGUGAUGGAUCGGGCGCAGGAGAAUAUCGUGCUGGUUUGA